Messenger RNA from Exserohilum turcica Et28A, 426 nucleotides. RefSeq lists its product as uncharacterized. Gene Ontology annotation, molecular function: carbon-sulfur lyase activity. NCBI's taxonomy places the organism in Eukaryota, Fungi, Ascomycota, Dothideomycetes, Pleosporales, Pleosporaceae. Bases 1 to 426 code for a protein of 141 amino acids. The record is from RefSeq and is a predicted model, not a curated record. The transcript has 3 exons.
AUGACCGAGUUCAAGGGAUCGUGCCAUUGCAAGCAGACCGAGUGGACGGCUACGCUGCAGCCGGAUCAGCAGGCGCAUAUUCUUUGCCACUGCAACACGUGCAAAGCCCUGUCUGGCGCCACCUACACGCUCAACCAAAUCAUUCCCACGACAGCACUCAAGAUUUCAAAGGGCGGAGAUGCCCUGGGAAAGUACACGUACAAGGGUGAUUCGGGCAAGGGUGUGCACUGUUACUACUGCAAGAACUGCACUGCGCAUGUCUACCACCAGCAGGAUGCCAUGGGGCCCGACAAAAUCAUCCUGAGGACUGGAUUGCUGGAGCAGGGUAUCAAUGAUUUUAAGCCUGGGGCGGAGAUUUACGGCAAGGAUCGCUUGGCGUGGGAGAAGGAGGUUGCGACCACGUUUGAUGCUUUGCCGCCUUCGUAG